Messenger RNA from Panicum virgatum (switchgrass), 372 nucleotides. RefSeq names its product hemiasterlin resistant protein 1-like. Bases 1 to 372 code for a protein of 123 amino acids. The record is from RefSeq and is a predicted model, not a curated record. The transcript has a single exon. NCBI's taxonomy places the organism in Eukaryota, Viridiplantae, Streptophyta, Magnoliopsida, Poales, Poaceae.
AUGCCGUUCCCGCCGCGCCGGACGACGCCGCUUCCGCAGGCUGCCCGCUCCUACAGGCCGCCGCCACUUCCGCCGGCGGCCGUCGCUCCCGCUUACGCCACCACCCGCUCCGAAUCCGGCCGCGACUCGCCCUGCCGGCCGUGGGAGGCCGGACCCGCAGGCCGCCGCCGCUCGGCGACUCGCCCCCUGGUCGCCGUCGCCGCCGCCGCCGCUCCCGCUUACGCCGUCGCCCGCUCCGGAUCCGGCCGCGACUCGCCCAGCCGGCUGCGGGAGGCUGGACCCACAGGCCGCCACCGCCCGGCGACUCGCCCCCUGCCCGCCGGAGGCCACGACUCGCCUGCGGACCACCGUCCAUGCCUUGGAAGAAAGUGA